AUGCUGUCGUCGAAUAUCCGAUCGAGAGCUCUGGGGUUGAGCCGACGAGCUCAGUUGCAGAACACUCGUCUUCCACCUGCCGGGCGCCGUUAUAAAUCCGACGAGUCUCUCAACCGAUUCUCCUCGAAGAUCACACAACCCAAGUCCCAGGGCGCCUCACAAGCGAUGCUGUAUGCCACCGGCCUGACAGAGGAGGACAUGUCGAAGCCGCAGGUCGGUAUCUCCUCGGUGUGGUUCGAGGGUAACCCAUGUAACAUGCACCUGAACGACCUGUCUGGGAUUGUCCGUGAUUCCGUCCGCCGGGCGGGUCUGGUCCCUAUGCGAUUCAACUCGGUCGGGGUGUCAGAUGGGAUCAGUAUGGGCACAGAAGGAAUGAGAUACAGCUUACAGAGUCGGGAGCUUAUUGCCGAUGGCAUUGAAUCUGUGAUGAAUGGCCAGUGGUAUGAUGCGAAUGUGUCGCUACCGGGUUGCGAUAAGAAUAUGCCUGGUGUGUUAAUGGCGAUGGGACGCACGAAUCGGCCUAGUAUCAUGGUCUACGGCGGUAGUAUCAAGCCCGGAUGCAGUGCAAAGGGCCAAAAGUUGGAUCUGGUCAGUGCAUUCCAGUCGUAUGGCCAGUACAUUACUGGCCAGAUCGACGAGAAAGAGCGGUUCGAUAUUAUUCGCAAUGCAUGCCCCGGCAGAGGUGCUUGUGGUGGCAUGUACACCGCAAAUACCCUGGCGACGGCUAUUGAGACUAUGGGUAUGACCGUUCCCGGUAGCAGUAGUUGUCCAGCAGACGAUCCUAAGAAGCUGGUCGAAUGUGAAAACAUCGGUGAGGUGGUGAAGAAUAUGCUCAGGGAAGAUAUCAGACCUAGUGAUGUUUUGACCCGUCAAGCAUUUGAGAAUGCAAUGAUUGUGGUAAAUAUACUGGGGGGUAGUACCAACGCUGUUCUACACCUGAUUGCUAUUGCUGACUCGGUCGGUAUUAAAUUGACUAUCGAUGACUUCCAAGCAGUAUCCGAUAAGACACCAUUCCUGGCUGACUUGAAGCCAUCUGGAAAAUAUGUCAUGAAUGACCUAUACACUAUCGGUGGUACACCGGCCCUCCUUAGAUACCUUCUGAAAGAGGGCCUGAUCGACGGCUCAGGAAUCACGGUCACCGGUAAAACAAUGAAGGAGAAUGUGGCCUCAUGGCCUGACUUCCCUGCUGACCAGGACAUUAUCCACCCCCUCAGCAAACCUAUCAAGCCAUCCGGUCAUCUCCAGAUUCUUCGCGGAUCGCUCGCUCCGGGCGGUUCGGUGGGUAAGAUUACUGGCAAGGAAGGUCUGCGGUUCGAGGGCACAGCCAAGUGCUACGACUACGAAGAUGCAUUCAUAGAGUCACUUGAGCGGGGUGAGAUCAAAAAAGGCGAGAAGACUGUUGUUAUUAUCCGGUACGAAGGUCCUAAGGGUGGUCCGGGUAUGCCUGAGAUGCUUAAGCCUAGCUCCGCUAUCAUGGGUGCUGGUCUCGGCCAGGACGUUGCGCUUCUCACGGAUGGGAGAUUCUCUGGUGGUAGUCACGGAUUCUUGAUCGGACAUAUUGUACCUGAAGCCAUAGAGGGCGGCCCAAUUGCACUAGUACGAGACGGUGAUAGGAUCGUGAUUGAUGCUGAGGAAAGAGUGAUUGAUUUGGACAUUCCGGCUGAGGAGCUUGAGAAGAGGAGGAAGGAGUGGAAAGCACCCCCGUUCCGAUACCAAAAGGGAACCUUGAAGAAGUAUGCCACGCUGGUCAGCGAUGCCAGUCAUGGCUGUGUUACGGACGGACCGAUCUAG
Molecule: messenger RNA, 1791 nt
Organism: Aspergillus oryzae RIB40
Lineage: Eukaryota; Fungi; Ascomycota; Eurotiomycetes; Eurotiales; Aspergillaceae
Product: dihydroxy-acid dehydratase
Exons: 2
Coding region: 1-1791 (596 amino acids)
Biological process (GO): branched-chain amino acid biosynthetic process
Cellular component (GO): mitochondrion
Molecular function (GO): dihydroxy-acid dehydratase activity
Source: RefSeq, a predicted model, not a curated record